GUGCUCUUUAGAAGUCCUUCUCCCUAAGAAAUUAUGCUCAUCUAAACAAACAAAGAAAAAAAGAUUAGAGGGGGAAAAACAUCCCACAAGCGAGAGGCAAGGAUGGAGAAAGAAACCAAGGCAUCCACCCAGUACGGAUCCCUGGAGUCAACCAAGUGGAAAGCAGCAGAUGCAGGCAAAGGUGAGAUUAGUUUGCACACCUGGGGCACAGCAGCGAAGUACCAACUCCCUCCCUGUUACUCACUGCACCCCCUGAAGUGGGGCUUAAAUCCUUGCAGAUCUGCAUGAUGUGUGUGUAUGUGUGCCAGUAUAACAUUUGCCUGCUGGGUGUCUGCUAUUUUCUGUCUUCCUUGAAAGUUUCGCAGCAGUGGAGGUGGAGGUGGAUGUCUUGUUCAAAUCCCACCCCCUAAAAACCCCGCUCCUGGUGAUGUUAUUAUUGUUAUUAUAUAGAUAUAUGAAUGAGACCCCACCUGUCUGUCUCACUGGCAGUGGAAACGGAGUACGUUUGCAUUGAGUAGUGGCAGGCAGCAGGGAAAACAUGAGUAGAGAAAGCUGGCCGAGGACCAGACACUCUAGUCUCUGUUCAUUCACAAAAAGAGCCUCUGGCGUGGAUGGAGUUUGACUGCUGGGCACACUCUAGUAGCUUGGGGGAUGCCUCAGUGCAUGUGUGGGCAUUACAGAACUGGCCAAAAUGAGAAAUGCACAUGAUUUGGGGUUUCCAGGAAAGGCCACGUCCCCAAGGGUGAAGCUGAGGGGCAUUGAGGUUAAUUGAUGGCUUUUAGCAAUACCCCAUGAAGGCACCAGGUAAGGAUUUACUCCUUCUCUACUCAGCUAUAUACCAUCCGUGCCAGUUCCCAAUUUUUGUGAAUGGGCAUAACCGGGCAAGCGACAGGCAGGAAGGAGUUAAUGCCAAAACUUCCCAUUCAAGAAUUCAGCUAUCUCCUUCUGUUGCUUAGAGAAGCAGCCGCAGCUUACCAGUACAAAUGCCUUUAUCAGAUCCUCGGUACAGUGUAGACUAGUGGCUAAAGCAGCAUGCAGGACAAGGAUGUUGCAGUUCCUUCCCCUUCAUCCGCUGCUGGUGGGUGGGUGUUUAUUAUGUAUAUAUAUGAUACACAGAAGCACAUUGGCAUCAGGAGCGUCUGGAGCACAUUUGACCUGCUGCCCAAACCAAGUCUGCCUGUUUCAGCCGGGUUGCAUGGCAAAGAAGACCCUGUUGCUUGAAACAGUGGGUCUGGGCACUUGGCUGAGUUAGGUGGGUCACCUAGUGCAAAACCAGUUCAAUUCCCCAGGCAGAUGAGGCAAAUUAUGCAAGGUGGCUCAGCUCAGGUCUGGAAGUAGCAUGCCAGCUUGGGCUCCUAUGGUACUUCCCACACAAGCUGAGAGUACAUCGUGUGGAUGGGUGUGCUUUCUCUCAGUCCCCAAAGCCUUCAGCUGGCUCCAACCAACAGCUACUCCCCCUGGAGGCUAGAGACAGCAUGGGGUUGGCAGCCAGUGGUUUAAUCACUCCCACCACAGCAGGUGAAGUUAAUAGCUCAGUUCCAGACAAGAAUACAGUGGUUACAGAUGCUUCAGGUUACAGACUUGGCUAACCCGGAAGUAGUACCUCGGGUUAAGAACUUUGCUUCAGGAUGAGAACAGAAAUUGCAUGGUGGCAGCAGCAGCAGCGGGAGGCCCCACUAAAGUGGUGCUUCAGGUUAAGAACAGUUUCAGGUUAAGAACAGACCUCCAGAAUUAAGAAUUAAGUUCUUAACCCGAGGUACCACUGUAUAGCAUUUUGUUUGUGAGUUCUCUUAGCAUAAACUAUGGGAUUUUCUGCUAUAGCUUUUAGGGUGGACUAGUAGUGCAAUGGGAGAGGGGGUGCGUUUUGUGUGUGUAUGUGUCUCAUCUGCCUUGAAGUAAAGGGCCUUUCAUCUGUGUUAAGUUUCCGUAGCACCUAAUGCAGUUCUUAGCAUCUUAUACGACUCAGCCUAAAGGGUUAGGGGCCACCAUCAACAGAUUUGCUGGAGAUGGCUGUGGUGCUAGGCUCCUAGCCAGCAUCUGCUUCCUCCAAAGUCACGGGAGGCAGAUGUUUAAACUUCCAUCUUCUUCAUUCAUUCUUUCUUCCCAGGUAAUGAUCACAGCAUUGUUUAGCUCAUAGGUUUUCAACCUUUUUGAUUCCACGGCUGCCUUGACCCAACUACAUUCUUCCUGUGGCACCCCUGUGGGGCUCAGAAGCCCAGUUAUGUCACCCCUUGCCUGCAGGGCUGGCAGCCUCUCACCCUUUUUCAAACACCCUCCCUUGUGGAGUGUUUCCUCAGCCUGCUUUCUUCUCCCCUCUCCUUGGGAGUGCUCUGGGCAGCCGCCAUCCCUGGUCUCUUAGCUGCCCCCUCUGACCCAAAGAGAGGUGCCUCCUCCCACUGCUCCACAGGGGCCUGGGAAGCACCCCCUGGCCAGCCCCAAAGACACCAGCUUGUAGCCAGGGCUGCUGCAACAAGCAGCUGUGCAAGCCUUUGGGAGGCAGAGAUGCAAGAGGGUAUCAGGGGAGGGAAGGAAAGAGGGACAGAGGACAGAGGCUGGCUUUUUCCUCUGACUUGACUCACUGGCACAGGCCAGUGUUGGGAGGUCAUUUGGCUCCAGUAAUGAUGUAUUGAUCUCAUCACUUGGCUCUGCUAGUGCAUGCCAAGGAAGCUGGAGAUGGCCUUUAUACACUUUGUAUAAAGAUAAUGCAGCUGCAGGUCUGUCCCUAAAUCCAAAGGAAUAAUAUUCUUCAGGAAUGACUGGUCCAGUUAGUGCAAAAUACAGAGCACGAGAGAUGAUGUUGGGGUUCAGACUUGAUUGCAUGCCAACUAAUUCUGCCUAUUUGUGUGUGUGAGGGAGGAGCAAUUUUGCAGGAGACUUUCACUGCAGGUAGAUGCUCCAUUCAUUCCGGCAGAUGCGUGUUUUUUCCCAUUUUAUUUUAAACGUUUAUUUCCAUUCAUCCAAACCCAUUCCAGGGUGGUUUGUAGGAAUAUCCAUAGCAGUGCUGGCACAUGGUGGGGGGAAAGGACAGAAGUACAGGAAGCUGCCUUAAACCACAUCAGACCAUUGGUCCAUCUUUAGCUCAGUUUUGCCAACACUGACUGGCAGUGGUUUUCCAGGUUUUCUGACAGGGGCCUUUCCCAGACCUACUUAGAGAUGACCGAGAUGGAACAUGGACCUUCCACAUGCAAGUCAGGUCCACAGUCUUUCCCCAGAAAGCAGAGGGUACAAGACUCAGCAAUAGAAACUUUUUUUAAUAUUGUAAACUGCCCUGUGAUCCUCACAUGAAGGAUGGUAAAGAAAUUCAACAACAACAAGAACAACUAUUCAACUCUGAAAUGAGGCUACUUCCUAACAUCUGUGAGGGUGGGAAGAGAAUGUGCUUCAAGGCUGCCCUUGGCUCAGUAGGGGUGGUAAAGAUUCAUUAUGUAUUUGAGAUCACAUGCACUUCAAAUGCAGGAAGUGCCCUAAUCCAGUCAGGAUGAAUUCUGAGCCUGGCAUUAUGCAAAGAGCCAGGCUUUAUGUUUGUUAAUGGCUCCUCUUAUGGUUGAAAACAACAACCUCAAAGCAGUUUACAAGAAGGUAAAACAAGAAAAUCAAGAAAAAACUCACAACUUUGAAACAAUGAAGGUUCCUAGGACUUUUGCAGUCCAUUUCUGUGUCUGCAAGAAAUGUACGCAGGGGUUGCAUGUUUGCUGCAGCAAUGUAUUAUUUUAACCAAAACUGUACACAGCAAUAUUUUGUUACUGUAGUAAAUAACUAUUUUUCAUCCCUUGUUCCAAGUAUCACAACUGCUGAGUCUGUUUUUAUUUGGGGAGCAGUUGUUUGAAUGUCAUGAGCACCUACUGGACAGUGCCUGUGACAUGCAGGAUAACAGGAGCCACUUAACUGUUCACCCUGCCCACUUGUGCCUGUUGAAGGACCUGUGGAGUCCCCCCCCCAAUAAAGUCUUUGCUUGAGUUCUUUUCUUGAUGUAGGUGAGAGAGCAACUUUUCCACCAAGAGAACCUCUCUCCUUCCAGAGUCAAAAUAGCAGGCCAGUCCUAACUGCUACUCCCUGGUGGGUCUUCUCUAGAGCACAAGCUUUUGUUCUUUGGACCUUUGACACAAUAAUAAUAGUGCAGUGUCGUUCCCCCUACGCGGAAAGGAAAAGGCAUGCACAGAUAAUUCAGUCUCCAUCAAUGCUGGUUUUGUUUCAGAGAUUCCACAAGGGAUUAUAAUAAAAAAGCUAAGAUGAGCACAUUCCCUGUAAUCUUAGUAUAAGAGUGCAGGCUCUGAAAUUGCUGCCAGACUCUUGACAACUAUGUCAAGAAGAUAUGAGGGGAAAUGUGCUUCUCUAGAGGUAUAAAGAGAGAAAUGAGCCCCCCAGGCAUUGCUGUGAAAGAAAUAUGUCUGCCUCAGGGGAGUUUGGAAGAAGGAGCUGAGGAGCAGCUGCCAUCUAUGGAACUAAUUCUCUGCAGUCCCCCCUCCAUUUCUUCAGUGAUAUUUUCAUGCCAUUUUAUCAGCUCCUCUUAGAUCCUGUUGAAGGCAAUGAUAUGAGACUGAACUGUGGCUCUCCAGAGGUUGUUGGACCACAACUCCCAUCAUGCCUCAUCCUAGGCUGUGCUGGCUGAGGCUGAUGGGAGUCGGAGUCCAACAGUGUUGGGGAGGGGCACAGGUCCCACAUAGGCCAUAUAAGGCAGCCUGACAGAAGUCGGAACUUCUUCGCCAUGUUGCCAUAAAUUAGAAGAGAUUCCAGUCUAAUCACUGAUGACAUUGCUUGCUUUCCUGUCCACCCCCAUCCCAUCUGCUAACUGAGUUCCUUUUCCCUUUUGCCCUCAGAGGAUGAGAUAGUGUCCAUGGCCGACUCCACAACGACCAUUGAUGACAUCGAAGGGGAGCUCUUUAAAAUUGAGAGGAUCCGGGAAGUUCUGGUGCGGAGGGAGUCAGAGCUCAGAUACAUGUGAGUUGGGAAACUAGAGAGCAGGAUGCCCGUGGGAGGGCGCUCAGCAAGGUGCAAAGUCUCCGUGGGCACAAUCCUUUCUCUUUCCACCACCUAUAAGGAGGCAAGAGGCAGCUGGUCCUAGGUGCUCCUCUUCAUCUCUCCCUCUCUCUGUCUAGAUCUGCUCCGUUUCCCUCUCCCUGCUUUGAGCUCACAAUUUAGUCUCUCUCGUUUUCUAAUGGCCCUGGAGUCUGAUGAUGCUCUCUUUGAAAGGAUGUAGACUUAACUCAAUGAGAAGAGUCCACAAGAGUAUCAGACCUCUCUUUCAGCCUGCCUGGGUGGGCGGGAUCCCAUGUUUUCUCAGGCUGCAUAUGCCAACUUCAGGAAAGGUCAAAUAGCCAGUCUGGCCCUCUGCAUCAUGGAACAUCACCCCCCUCCCUGAAGCGUGCAAGGGUUUCUCAGCAGACAGCUGAUUGGGAAGCGGCUCAUGGGAGCGUGGGUGUUUUGAAAAGAGCUGCUGUAUAGGGUGCCCAAUGCUGCCGACUAAGUUCUGUGGAUAGUGAAAAUAUGAGGUGGGCUGCCACCAGCCUCUUCACCUAAACCUCUUCACCAAGCCUACAUGUGCAGAAGUUGUGCACAUGUACAUGCUGUACGCAGAAUCUCCACAGCAACCGCGUCACAAUUUCUCCAUGUUUGAACCAAUGGAAAGGGACUACUGCGUGACCAUGAAAACAUUUCCUGGACUAAUCGUUCUGGUGUCACAGGACACUGUUAUCUCGCUGAGGCAAAACCAGGUCAGGGGAGAGCUAUGGAUUAAAAAUUCAGGAGCUCCUCCUGACUAUUCAUAGAUGCACCAAGAGUGGGGACCUUGUGUUUAUUCAGACAUUGUUGGACUGCAACUCCCAUCAGCCCCAGCCAGCAUAGUAUAGUUAUCUCCCCCCUCUGUCUCUCUCUCAUAUAUAUAUAUAUAUAUAUAUAUAUAUAUAUAUAUCCCUGCUGAAUUGGGUUGGGAGGUAAAGGGUGUAGCACACUGUUCCUGAACAUAGAAGUUUGGUUUUACUGUCACAGCCAAUAGUCAUUGACACUGUAUAUGGUCCAAAGGCUCAAGGGGCCACCACCUUGAAGGUCUGAUCAGUGCCUGGACAGGAGGCAGCCUGGGAACCUCAUGUAUGCUGCCUUGGGUUCCAUUAUGGCAGGAUGCUGUUGUAAGGAAAAUAAACAAUAAGUGCCUAAUCCAUUGAAAAGCCACCCAAGCUAGCAACCGGUGACACAUCUUAUGGUACAAUUUUUCUUCUCAGUCCUGAGCCUACCACAGCCCCUGCCCCUGCCAUGUCAAUGAGAAUGAGAUGUAGCAUCGCACUAUUUAGAAAAUGCAAAAAGAAACUCAUCUUCCCUUUGAUGACUUCCAGCAUCUGGUACUGCAGAGACUGACUGUAGCUAGCCUAAUCUGUGCCAGCCCUUCUGCAGCUAAGAAUGACUCAGCUAAGCAAAGCUUCUGCGAUCCAGCUGUACUCAUCCCAAUGCCAUAGGGAUUGGUCCUCAUCAGAGGCUGGGCUGCUGUUAGGAACCUAUGUAUCCCUCGGGGCAUCCAUGGAUCUUUGGAUGUACCUUGAACGCAGGGUUGGCUAACCUGUGGCCCUCCAGAUGUUGUGGGACUCCAGUUCCCAUCAGCCCCACCCACCAUACUCAAUUGUCAGGAAAGGGUGGGAGGUGUGGUCUGGCAAUGCCUGGAGGACAUGGCUGUUUUAGUAGAACUGUGCAUCCUCCUAAGAAACCCCCUUGACAAAUGCAUCUCAUUUUUACAUGAUGCAUCCUGGCAUAUAUUUCAGACUCAGCCAAAGGGAAGUGCCAUAAGGACCCCAGGGAUGCAUCCAUUGUCCUUUAUGCAGCAUUAUCCUGGAACACAGGAAACUGCCUGAGCCAGAUCAUUGGUCCCUUUUGCUCAGGGACUGGCAGUGGCUAUCCAGAGUUUCAGGCAAAGGUCUUUUCUGGUUUGACUUGGAGACGCUGGGGAUUGAACCGAGGACCUCCUGUAUGCAAAGCAGAUGCUCUACCACUUCUUCUGGUUCCUGUCCAACAGAAAGCAUAUUCUUGGUGCUGCAAUGAACCCCAAACAGGGGCUGUUAGAGAAGAAGCACCCCCAAAUAUGUCUGCAUUGCAGGUUUGGCAGCCCUGGGCUUUCAAGGAAUAGCACUGCCAGACUUCUGUGGCCUGUAUACACAUAGAGAGAGAUCUAAAACUGAAGUCAGAGGUGAGUCAUCAUUCAUCAACAUUAGCCUAAACCUGACUGCGAUGUCAACACUGUGCCUCUCUCCUAGGGGUGGAAAGCCUUCCCAUUUGCCGUGUUACAGCAUGGCCUUCUCCUUAUUGAGUCAGCAUGCAAGCUGACUUUUUCAAGGCAGCAGAAGGAGGGAGAAAUUUCUAUAGCUCUGAUUUCCAUGCUACAGCAGCCUUUGUUUGUUUUCUCCAAUCUCUGAAUCACUCCGUGGAAGAAGCAGCCAAGCUGCAGGUGUCAAUAUCCACCCUACAGCACACAAGGCAGGUUUGCCAAGGACAUGCUCUGCAUUAGACUGUGGGUUCCACAGAGUAGGGCUAAUUUUUGCCUCUGAAAGAUAUCAACAGGGACAGGAAUUUGCAAGGGCCUUUUCCUAGAUCCAGAUUUAUUUUCAGCAGUCCACCCCCAAAUUGGCUUAGCCCUUAAACCAAAGAUAGGGACCUGUGACCUUCUAUACAUUGUUGGACUACAGCUUCCAUCAGCCCCAGCCAGCAUGGCCAAUGGUCAGGGAUGGUGAUGUUGUAGUCCAGAAUCAUCUGCAGGGCACCAGGUUGCCCUAGAAGUCCUAUUUAUAUAUAUACCAGUCUUUCAUAGAGAUGAAAAGUAUAUAGAUGAAAACAGCAGCAACAGCAGCAACAAAAUCCAACUAUCUAAGCUAGCCAGGCAUAGAAGAACAUCAACCAGAAGUGAACCAGAAGAAACCGGUCUUGCAGUCACUAUGAAAAGAGAGCAAAAAGGUGGCUUACUGUUGUAGCUUACUGUAAAAACAGCACACAACAGAGCUUUCUGGCAGGACCACAGCAGGCAAGUGGGCUCCAGAGAUGGUCUUUGGAGCAUGAUGUUCCUACACCAAGGGUAGCCUGAACAGGACCCAGAAGUGAUUUGACAAUCCUUGCAACUGGCCUGACACAUAGUGGGUUGGAAAUGAUUGUGCCUUCCAACACCUGUCAGAAGGACUGCACUUAGGCUGAAACUUCUGUAGCAUCUUCAAGGGCAGCUCUAUUUAGUGUGCAUUGCCAUAAUCAAGCAUGGAAGUUACAGAACUGUGAAUCAAUGUAGAAAAAGGAAUCAUAGAAUCAUAGAGUUGGAAGAGACCACAAGGGCCAUCGAAUCCAACCCCCUGCCAAGCAGGAAACACCAUCAGAGCACUCCUGACAUAUGGUUGUCAAGCCUCUGCUUAAAGACCUCCAAAGAAGGAGACUCCACCCCACACUCCUUGGCAGCAAAUUCCACUGUCGAACAGCUCUUACUGUCAGGAAGUUCUUCCUAAUGUUUAGGUGGAAUCUUCUUUCUUGUAGUUUGGAUCCAUUGCUCCGUGUCCGCUUCUCUGGAGCAGCAGAAAACAACCUUUCUCCCCCCUCUAGAGGCAUCCUUUUAUAUAUUUGAACAUGGCUAUCAUAUCACCCCUUAACCUCCUCUUCUCCAGGCUAAACAUGCCCAGCUCCCUUAGCCAUUCCUCAUAAGGCAUCAUUUUCAGGCCUUUGACCAUUUUGGUUGCCCUCCUCUGGACACGUUCCAGUUUGUCAGUGUCCUUCUUGAACUGUGGUGCCCAGAACUGGACACAGUACUCCAGGUGAGGUCUGACCAGAGCAGAAUACAGUGGCACUAUUACUUCCCUUGAUCUAGAUGCUAUACUCCUAUUGAUGCAGCCCAGAAUUGCAUUGGCUUUUUUAGCUGCUGCAUCACACUGUUGGCUCAUGUCAAGUUUGUGGUCAACCAAGACUCCUAGAUCCUUUUCACAUGUACUGCUCUCAAGCCAGGUGUCACCCAUCUUGUAUUUGUGCCUCUCAUUUUUUUUGCCCAAGUGCAAUACUUUACAUUUCUGUUAAAAUUCAUCUUGUUUGUUUUUGCCCAGUUCUCUAAUCUGUCAAGGUCGUUUUGAAGUGUGAUCCUGUCCUCUGGGGUGUUAGCCACCCCUCCCAGUUUGGUGUCAUCUGCAAAUUUGAUCAGGAUGCCCUUGAGUCCAUCAUCCAAGUUGUUGAUAAAGAUGUUGAAUAAGACCGGGCCCAAGACAGAGCCCUGUGGCACCCCACUAGUCACUCUUCUCCAGGAUGAAGAGGAACCAUUGAUGAGCACCCUUUGGGUUCGGUCAGUCAGCCAGUUACAAAUCCACUGAGUGGUAGCAUAGUCAAGACCGCAUUUUACCAGCUUCUUUACAAGAAUAUCAUGAGGCACCUUGUCAAAUGCCCUGCUGAAAUCAAGGUAGGCUACAUCCACUGCGUUCCCUUCAUCUACCAGGCUUGUAAUUCUGUCAAAAACGAGAUCAGGUUAGUCUGACAUGACUUAUUUUUCAGAAAUCCACGCUGACUAUUGGUGAUCACAGCAUUCCUUUCUAGGUGCUCACAGACUGUUUGCUUAAUGAUCUGCUCCAGAAUCUUCCCUGGUAUUGAUGUCAGACUGACUGGGCGGUAAUUAUUUGGGUCCUCUCUUUUCCCCUUUUUGAAAAUAGGGACAACAUUUGCCCUCCUCCAGUCUGCCGGGACUUCACAGUUCUCCCCAUUAGCUGAAAGUGGGGGAAAAGGUCUCCUGGCAACCUGCCUUUUGAAAAGCAGUGCCAGGUCAAUGAGUAUACCUAGGGCAGCCAUCCCCAACUGGUGCCCUCCAGGUAGACUACAACUCCCAUCAGCUCCAGCAGCAUGGGACGAUGUGAGUUAUAGUCCAAGACAUCUGGAAGGCCAUUAGGGUUGGGAAAGGCUUAACCUGAACAGAGAAGGUGGUAGAAACCCCAUCAAUGACAGUUUUGGUACUCCCUUCCAAACAAAUAUAAGGGCUGCUCUCUGCCCACUUCAGAGCUGUUAUAGACUUAGCCCAAAGUCUUCACCAAAUGUUGCUGCUACUGCUGCUGUGAUGCAGACUUGCUGGCUGCUAAUUGCCUUUUUCUCCCAAGUACCACUGAUUAUCUAAUGAAUUCUCCCACGCAGCCACCCACACUGGUGACUCUUGAUAUGACCUCCAUGCAAUUCUCUCUUCUAGCCCAGGCACCCCCUUCAAAGUGGUCUAGCCUUGUCCUCCUACUUAAGGGGGGGGAACGUACAUCAAUAGAUCCUUGUCUCCUUCAGUGUGAGCUUUGCCCAAGGCCAAAAGCUCUUUUUAUUCAUAUUCGUCUACAAGAAGCAGGACUCUUGGAACAGUAUAACUGAGCGGCAGUGUUGUGGGACUAAACUUUCUUUUCUCAGGUGGCUAUGUCCCCUGGCUAGUUGCUCAAAUGGUAGCAUAUCUUGCAGAGGAAGGUGUGUGUGUGUGUGUGUGUGUGUGUGUGUGUGUGUGUGUGUUUCUUUGCUUCAAGGAGCUGUAGCAUAAGCAUAAAUAAAAGUAGAGUAUUGAAGUGGGGUCUUAUUUGGAGCCUGGAUAUGCUUCAUGGGUUGCCAUAUCCAGGACUGUGAGUUAGAUUUGAGAAGCCAACGCCUGCAUUAUAUUUUGGAGAAAUCUUAUUUUAUAGUGGAGCCUUUGUAACACUGAGGCUCCUAAAAUAGUGGGUUCUCUGGUAUGUGUUUCUUUCACAAUUUUUAUCCAGAAACACAGGAAGCUGCCCUAUACUGAGUGACACCCAUAUUUUCUGCACUAACAGUGGCUCUUGAGUUUUAGAUAGGGGAUAUUCCCAACCUUACCUGGAAAUUCCAGCGGCUACACCUGGAAGCCUUCUGCAUGCAAAGCAGAUGUUCUACCACUGAGCUAAGGUGCCUUCUCACCCUGCCAGAUCUGUUUUCUGUGAAACAGAAGCACAAAUGUUCCUGACACUUUAUUUUGAUAUGACUGGCAAAAGGCAGAAACAUGUGAACAGCAAAAAGACAUCAUAAGCCUGUGAAAGUGACUUGGAAACUACAACUAACCCAGAAUGCAGCUGCCAGAUUGCUGACUGGGGGUACAGAAGAUAAUUAGACUUGCUGCUUCCACUACAGCAGCUUAAGAGGUAGGUAGCUAGCUGACUGAUUAGGCAAUGUGUGAAAUAGUCUUUUAGUUAGCAAGGAAAUUGGUUUAAGUUAAGAAUAUUUCUUCAAGUGAUGCUAAAAAGACCUUUCCCACCCAGAAAGCAUCACUUGUGAGAGAAGUUUAUGCAGCAGAGUGUAUUUUUAAAUGGUGUCCAAUCUUGCCAAUUUAGGUUUUACUUUCAAACUACAGAUGGUAGGUAGUACAAAACCUAAUUUAAGUGUGAACAGGGCCUUAUAGUUUUUCAGGGAUGAGUUGCAGUGCCUGAAAGAGCUACAAUCAGAUUCCAUGCUCAGUUCUUCUAAGGUAGAGGGGCCCAAUUUUUCCCCAAAGAGGGCCAAAUUUGAGGGCCAAAGUUGUCGGGAUUUUUUUUAGGAUUGAAGUUGUCGAGAUUUUUUUUACAAUUCAACUUGUUGAGCUUUUUUAAGGAUUUGACCCCAAUAAAUAAACUGCCACAGAGGCCAGAUUAGACCCCAAAACAGACUUUGGAUAUGCCUGUUCUAACAGAACCACGGAUAGCUCCCUCUGUCUGCUUAGUGUGCCCCCCCCAGGCCUCCACAUAAAAUAAUAAACCUUAUCCCUCUAUUAGUUCAUUACAUAUGCAAAAACAAGAGUUCUGACAUCAGCAGCAAAAUAGAUUUUCCUCAUGCUGUAGAAGAAGAGUAGCAGUUGCUGUGCUUUGAAAGAGCAAUUCUUUGGGUUUGUGUAGGUGGUUUAGCUGCCUCAUCCAAUGCCCUGCUGAGUUCUGCAGGCAGCUUGGCAUCAAGAAAGUGGGAAAGCUCUUCUCCCUCUUUCAUGAUACUAGAACACAGGUGCAUCCGAUAAAGCUAAACAUUGGAAGAGUCAUAAUAGACAAAAGACAGUACUUCUUCUCACAGUGUAUUAUUAAACUAUGAAAUCCAGUACCACAAAAAGAAGAGGAGGAGUUUGGAUUUGAUAUCCUGCUUUAUCACUACCCGAAGGAGUCUCAAAGCAGCUAACAUUCUCCUUUCCCUUCCUCCCUGACAACAAACACUCUGUGAGGUGAGUGGGACUGAGAGACUAGCCCAAGGUCACCCAGCAGCUGCAUGUGGAGGAGCGGAGACGCAAACCCGGUUCACCAGAUUACGAGUCCACUGCUCUUAACCACUACACCACACUGGGAUUACUACCAACUCUGGGACAGUGUUAAGAGAUGAUCCACCAAAUUCACUGAGGAUAAGGCUAUCUCUGGCUCUUGCCACAAGGGCUAUGCUCUGCCUCCACAGACAGAGGUAGUAUACUUAUGAAUACCCGGUGCUAGAAACUACAGGAGGUGAAGAGUGCUGUUGUGCCAAGAUCCUGCUUGCAGGCAUCUCACAGGGAUCUGGUUGGCCACUAUGAGAACAGGAUGCUGGACUAGAUUGGCCACUGGCCUGCUUUAGUGGGGCUCUUUAAGUAAAAAGUGGAGGAACAGCCUGUCCAUUUCUGGCCUUUCGUGUUUGUUUGUUUGUUUGUUUGUUUGUUUGUUUGUUUUUUAACUUUUCAUUUUCUCACUCAUUAGAAUCUUAGAAUUGUAGAAUUAGAAGGGAUUCCAAGGGCCUUCUAGUCUACAAUAAAAGCUCAACUUUUAGGAAGUAAAAACUGUGGAAUUGGUUUUCUGGAGCAGAUACUAAAACCUGAAUGCAAUCACCAUGGAAUUUGCAGCAGGGAAAGAUCCACGAUAUAAGAUGAUAGACAUUUGUUACCUUGACAUAACAGUUUGCUUUGCAAGCAUUUUCCCAGAAAUCCAUACAGCAGGCUGUAGGCACUUUGCACUGACUUCUCAAUACUUUCAGAAUAGCCAGCAUUUUAGUUAAACUCUGAGCCAACAAUACAUCCAUGACAGUGAUGAUGUCAACUGCAAGGGAGCAGGAACUCUAAAUCAGGGGUCAGCAAACUUUUUCAGCAGGGGCCCAGUCCAUUGUCCCUCAGACCUUGUGGGGGGCCAGACUAUAUUUUGAAGGAAAAAAUGAAUGAAUUCCUAUGCCCCACAUAUAACCCAAGAUGCAUUUUAAAUAAAAGCACACAUUCUACUCAUGUAAAAACACAGUGAUUCCCGGACUGUCCGUGGGCCGGAUUUAGAAGGCAAUUGGGCCGGAUCUGGCCCCUGGGCCUUGGUUUGCCUACCCAUGUUCUAAUGCAUUAAGCCAAGGAGGACUAUCCUGUAUUCUCAGGUCUCAAGAGCAAAAAGAGAUAUAACAAAAUGUGGAAAUGUCUGUUGCUUAAAACCUACCGUGCAUUCAGAUGCAUGUUUACUCAGAGGCAAGCCCCACUACAUUCAGUGGGGCUUACUUCCAAAAAAGCAUGCAUAGGAUUGUGAUCUUACCAACUCUCCCUAAUCUCACCCCCCCAUCCCCAAUUUCUUUACAUGUGAAAUUGUAGGUUAUCAAUUUACUAUGAUUCAAACUGGUCGGUCCUUCCGGGGUUAGGAGAAAUUGUAUUGGAGGUUGGACCUAGACCACAGGUUGUCCGUUGGCCAUACCUGCAUUCUGCUAUUCUUAAUGGGAUAUGGUUCAUAAUGCAGAAUUUGGUGCUCCUGGAGAUUUCCUGCUAUACAGAAGUAUGCCUCUAGCCCUCGUGUCUGCAGGGAAGGGGGAAUUAUUAUAACGAGAGUAGCUGCUACAAAGGGUUUAGGAAUCAAAUGGUACCUAGGUGGGGCCUUCACUCAUCAUUUAGGACCAUUUUUCUUUUCACUUAUUAAAGACAGGCUGAGCAAGGCUGUGUGGAUUAAUUAGCACAUCAAAAGACCUCUGUGAAAAAUGGAAAACUCAAGAAAAAAGAGAGAUUGCCAGGAUGGUUACAUAAUGUAAUGCAAUUAGAUGCACUGUUCUGAUGAAUGUAACCCAUGUAUAUUAUGAACAUAAUUCUUUUGCUGCGGGGAUGUGCUAUAGGAAGUAAAAUUACACAGACAUACACAAAAGGUAGCCAACCCAAAUUCGCUGAUGGAUAAUACAACAAUCUCUAUUGUGGCACUGUAAAGCAAUUAGAUAAUAAAAUUUCAUUAAUUUUAGCCAGCUUUCUUUUGUUGUCAGAUAAAAUGUAUUUGUUUAAGCCAAGGGGUCUCAAUAAAGCAUUACAGAAUUACUGUACUUAGUAAUUCACAUUCAAUUUAAAAAUAAGGCAUGAAAUGGGAGUAAAAUACCAAUGUUGUUGUUUUUUUAAAAAAGAAUCCCAGUUCUUAAAUUGUAUCUAUCUCCUUGCAAUGCAGUUGAACAGCUCCUAAUUUCUGCUUUACUGUGCAUGGCUCUUUGAGUCACUGCAGACAAAAUCUAUCUGCUCAUAUUGGAGCACCCACAAUACGAUAGUACUGCACAGCAAAGUUUAUUAUAUAUUUGUUUAUUUCAGUGCAAUCAUAUCCCACCUUUCUUCUUUCAAGCAUCUCAAGAUGACAUACUCAAAGUGGUUCCCAGAAGAUCUCCCAUCCAGAAAAUGACCAGACACAGACCUGCUUAGCAGCAGCAAUGGUGACUGCAUCACAUGCCCCUAGACCAUGCCCUGGACUAAGGGGAACUAGAUCAAUGAGACAUAGUUGACAUGGUAUACUAGGACUACCUAUAGGAGUUGCUGCUAUAUUGUUUCUGGGACUUUUCCUUGUGUUGUUGUUGUUGUUAUACCCCACCCAUCUGACUGGGUUGCCCCAGCCACUCUGGGUGGCUUUCAACAAAUAUAAAAGCAUAAUAAAACACUAAACAUUUAAAACUUCCCUAUACAGGGCUGCCUUCAGAUGUCUUCUAAAAGUCAGAUAAUUGUUUAUUUCUUUGACAUGUCAUGGGAGGGUGUACCACAGGGCGGUUGCCACUACUGAGAAGGCCCCCUGCCUGGUUUCCUGUAACUUCACUUCUCACAGUGAGGAAACCACCAGAAGGCCCUUGGAGGAGGACCUCAGUGUCUGGGCUGAGCGAUGGAGGUGGAGACGCUUCUUCAGGGCUGAGACCAUUUAGGGCUUUAAAGGUCAGCACCAUAUGUUCCAAGUACACAGCCAUUAAAUCUUCUCCAUUUUCCAUGGCUUGCUAGCCAUAGAUGGCAUCAAGCAUCACUGCAAGCUAGCGAGCAUGGAUCAAUAUAGAUAACUUUUGCUCCCAGCAGCCCCAAGUUAAAUCUAGCUAGGAAUUCGAUUUCUAACCCUUAAUGAUUCUAAGAGUGAUUUGGCACCUGAGGCUACAGAUAAUUUGCAAACCACAGGUGCAGCUUCUUCUGACUAUCACUAAGUUGUCCUUAGAAAGGUGAAUUAGUAUCUCACUGCCACCUAAUUCUUGAACUCUGUUUUCCUUCCUCUGUCUCAGUCCUGUCCAAGUUAUGAUUCCUGUAUGUGUGUGCUUGUGUUUCCUGAAAAAGAGCAUUCCAGGUUAUCAGAUUAUCUUAGAAGAAGCCCUCCACCCAAAGAUGCUUCUUGUAAUCCUAAAAGCAUCACAUUAUAAAACCAAAAUGCCGUCUAAACUGAAGGAGAAUGGAGAGAAGAAACAGCUGGCAUGUGGGGAGGAAACCUGAAUAAUGUCUUCUGUAUAAAAUUAUUUCUUGGCUUUGAAUGGGUAUCAACACAUUUGGCUGUAUUCUCAUAGGGUUUCACCGGUGACCAAGAUAAAUUAUAGGGUUGCGUAUUUAGAGAACAGUAUCCUCUGGAAUUAUUCAGCUUGUGACUGAGUCAUUAGAGGAGCAACAUUGAUUCAAAUCCAUUUGCUGGGAUGCAGAUCUAUAGUUUAUUAUUUCUGUCGCACUCCUCAGUGUACAGAUUUCUCCUCUUAUUCAUGAAGACAGAUUAGGCUGAAAGGCAGUGACUUGCCUGAAGGGCAUCUACAGCUAAGUCAGUUUCAUGGCUGAGAGAAGAUUGUAGACUGGAUCAUCUUUGUUCAAAGCUCUCAUAGCAGGCUGCCUUUGAUUUUUUGCAAUAGGUUCUGUGUUCCUGGGAAUAUCUCUCCCACUUGGUCCCUGCCAUUGGUUCAUGAUACCUUGCUACAAUGUUGGAGCUUGAUCUCCCUCGUUACUGUAAUCUACUAUAAGCCCAAAUGCCUAUUCAGAAGAAAGGGCAAACCCAUACAAGCUGUUCAUUUGCACAAUAUUUGGUCAUUAUUCCACACAUUCUAGUGCAAUUUUCUGGUCGUGUUUCAUUGUCACAAGGGUGAAGAAGUGCUUUAAUCUACUUUAAAUGUGUGAACACAAGUUCAGGUAUGCGAUGUAAUAAUACUGACAAAUCUGGAGGUGUCCAGAGGUAUCCUGCAAUGUCCAAAUAUCCAAGACAAUCCCAGAGGCUUUGGAAGCAGCCUGAUUCAGUCUGUGACAUUGCAUUGGACACCCACCUUAGAAGAGCCCCAGUUCUCUUCAAAUCUUCCUGAUUUGUCUCGGGAUUCAAGGGUUUGUCUGAAGCAAAUGUGCACGCCCCUAGCGUAAGCCCUCCUUCCAAGACGAAUUGUCUUCUACAGCUCCUUAAAUGAUCCCUUGUUGCAUUCUGCAUGUAGAAACACAUGCUGCUUCACUUACCUGUCUCAUGUAGCAAUUUACUAAUUUGGAAGAAAGGUUGUGGAGCAGCUAGAGAGUUUUAAAGUGUAAAAUGCAGGUGAUGGAUUAGAAAGUGGAAAACGAUAAACAAGAAAUAUUCCACAUAUAAUCUGUUGCAAGGUGGUAUCAAAGGCCCCAAGCGACUGGUUUCAGCCAAAUGUGUCCAACCCAGCUUGGAGUUCUUCCCAGCAGCAUGCUGAAAGGUAAAUGAUUAGGAUUUGCAGCAAGGGAUGCUCAAGUGACUUGUCUCUGUGGUCUCUUGUGGACAAGGGAUUGAGGCUCCCUCCCUUGUCUUUUCAGGAUGGAUGACAUCCAGCUUUGUAAGGAAAUCACCAGAUUGAAAAAGGAGUUGCAGAAGCUGAUUGCAGUGCCAGGUAAGGCCCAAACCCAUGGCAACUCUCCCAGGGAGUGAGUUUUCUUAGCACCUUGUUUUUCCAUAAAGCUUUGUUGGUGCCAUCCGCAUGUAUUGAGGUAUGAGGAGCUUGUGACCUCCAGCUAUUGCACAAAUACAACUCCCAUCACCCCUGUCCACUGGCCAUGUUGGAUGGGGCUGAUGGGAGUUGGAGUCCAAUAACAUCUGGAGGGUUGUGGAUUCCCCACCCCUACCCUAUUCACCGGUGGGGUUUGCCAUUUACAGGAUCACUUGGCCUCCAAUGCACUAAGCUAGGAGAGGAUGUUGCAAAGGAAUGUGAAUUAAACAGGCCAAUGCAAAGUUAUCGUAAGACUUUUCUUGUCUCAGAGAUGCUUGGCUAGCUUUGGAAUCUGAAUUUUUAAAUGUUAAGCAAGGCAGGAGGAGAACCCAGGCAUCUCAGAACAGGUGAAACCUACUAAAGCUGUAUAAAACCCAUUCUGCCACAACUACCACGGGGGAAAAUAAAAAUAGUUAUAUAAAUAGGUACUGCUCAUAGCAUUGUCUGUCACACCCAGUCCCAGUUAAGGGGUGCCAUCAUUAAGAAGGGAAUAAAGGUUAGAAAAAAUCGAGAAGAACCUUCAUGAAAAGGUUGGGAGGAGGAAAGAGCCUGUGGGGAGCAACAAAGAUUUACAACCAUCCAUAGGAGGUCAUAGUGGAAACCACCACUAUGUUUGGUUGGAGAUGUUUAGACAGAGGACUGCAAGUUGGGCCUGAAAGUCAUUGUCUGGAAUCCUUGUAUCCUGAACCACAGCCCAAAUGUUUAAAUACGGUAAAGUUUCUCAAGUCCAAGGUGCAUCCUCCUUUCCUUCAUGGUGCAGCUUGAUCAGUACCAACUCACUCUCUGUUUGUACAACAGUGCCCUACAACAUGGGUCUUCAUCCUCCAGGUCUUGUCCACUGCCUAGCACUGAGACUUUCAGCCCUGCCACUCUGCUUCUCCUGCCCCUCAACCACUUCCACCUCCACCAGGAAGCCAAGUUGUCCUUAUGGAGGGGCUAUUCAAAUGCUGCCUAUCCAUUGCCGGAGAACAGUUGGGUGCAUACUUUAUAUUUAUCUAUUAUCUAUGUAUUUUAAAGUGUGUGGAUGGGUUUUUGGAAGAUAUGUGCAUGAAUUUGUUCUAUGUGUGGAGAUCAGUGCAUGCUGAUCAAUGCACGGUUUUCACAGUCAGGCUCUAUUCCAAGGUCAUGAGUAUCAUGAUGAUCAGUAGUUUCUUAUCUGACGUAGUCCUCGUCCUCCUUCACAGCCAUUGUAACAUAACAACAUUGUUGUCUUCUGCCUCUUCUGCCCUUGAGGACUUCUUGGAUCAUUCUUUGUCCAGCUUCUCCCCUUUGACCUUAUCAUCUUGGGUGACCCUAAUGGGAGUAUGAGACUCCUGAUGGCUUCGCUCACAAGGAACAUAGGAAAGUGCAAGGCCAUUCACCACAACAAGGUGAUGAUCCUGCGAGUGAGAUCUGGCCUGCGAGCACUCCAAUUGGAGAAUAGCCUCUACCAAAGGCAUCAUGGACUUUGAAGAAGCAUGGACUUGAGAAGAUAGGGAGAAACGAACUCCAACUCUACAAUUCUAUGAUUCUAUGAAUCAGUUAAUUACGGAGCAGUCUAAAGUCAAGGAAGAGUGGAGAGGCCGAUCCACUGUCACAUUUCGACCUCUACAAGCUUCAGAAUUUGUCUUUCCUUUUUGCUAGUUCAGCUACAGGUUGAUGUACCUCCACUGAACUUUUGAUUCAGCAACACGAGAAACACAUUAACAUUGUGUAUAAGAUGCUCAGGAAAAAACAAAAUCGAAAAGGUAUUUGCCUGGCAUUGAAAGGACAGUAAGGUAAGUGCCAGGAAAACCUUUGUGGGGAAAGUGUUCCAUCACUAGGAUGCCACUACUGAGAGGGCUCUGUGUCAGGCAGAGGACACCCACAUAUCUCUCAUGCAAUUCCUCUGUCAUUAACCUAUUGCUUUGUGGGUUUCCCCCUAUUUUGCAGAAAAUAAAAAAUCUAAAGAAGACAAGCAGCAGGAGGAGGAGCUAGUGCAGCAGAUUCACAAACUUGUGGAGACUCGAGAUUUCCUGGUGGAUGAUGUGGAGUUUGAAAGGCUCAGGUACACAUGGAUACCAACAGCUGUGCCAGCUUCCUGGCUCCAGCUCAGUGUUGACAUGAACCUAGUGCUGUUCAUAUAUGUUUUCCACCUUUCAUCCAAGGAGCCCAGAUCAGCAUACCCAGGGGUUAUCCCAUUUUAUCCCCACAACAACACUGUGAAGUAGGUGAGACUGAGUGAAGGUAGCUGGCCGGGAGUCACCUCGAGUAUUUGAAGCCAAUUUUAUCCACUAGACUCUUUGGUUGGGGUAUGCAGGCAGACUUUGCUUCUGUUGCCUCCUCAGUCCCACACAGGGCAAUUGUAAAUGUGUGUGCUGUUAAAUUCAUUGCUGCAUAUUGUUUUGUUUUUUUAAGGGACUUUUCCAAAGGUAAGGUGAGGAGAUGGGCUUACUCUACAUCACUCACCAAAAACUCAAAUCAUUGUCUCCAGGGAUGAUCAACCUUUUUGAUCCUUAGAUUUAUACCAUUGCUUCUGGGCAGUAUUGCAAUACUGGAGUCUAGGCAGAUUUUAAAAUGUUUUUUUUUUAAUAAAGGACAAGAAACAAAGGCUUGGGGUACUGGUACAAGCAGGGGAAAGGAGCUGUGCAUGUCAGUGAAGCACUACUCUUUUUGAAAGCAAAUAUUCCCUGGAGCCAAGAAAGAACAAAAAAGCAGCCUUGUCCUUCACAGAGAUCUGAAGAACAAUAAUUCAGGAUACCUUGACUCUAACCUAUCUGGAUUAUAGCCAUAUCUUCACACACACCAAGCAAUGGUUGCUUAUUGCUGGGAGGCAAAUCUCAUCCACAGAGUAGUAACCAAUUUCCUCCUUCCACAGAGAACGAGAAGAAGACAAAGAAAUGGCAGAGUUUUUGAAGACCAGGAUUUCCAAAACCUGCCUUCCGAAAACAAGUAGGUACUUGGGAGUGAGCAGCCUCCCUUUCCACUGCUGUGUGUAUGUAGGAACAGUGUUGUGUUUCCUCCAUGCUAUAUCUCGAUCUCUGUCAUCUUUUUCUAUAUCUCUAUUGCACCAAGAAAAGUUGAAGUCUGUAACCUGUGUAAAUGAUGCAAAUUUGCAUAAUUUAGAUUAGGUGUUAUGAUUCUGCACUGUUUGCUCUUUUGCAUUCAUAGAUCUGGGUUUUGCUAUCUUGCAUGGCUGAAUCCAUUGCAUACAUGCUGCUCCAGAAGGGAAGCCAUUUGUGUGAAGAGGUUCCCGUGCAGUCUGGAAAAUGUCCAUCAGCCAGAUGGACACACACAUACAUACACACACACACACACACGCACACGCACACACACCCUGCCCAAAAGGAGGAGGAGACAUUGUUUGCAACUAGAAAACAGCUGGCCUGUGUGGGAAGCAGCUGCUUAUAUGAUUUGUGCAUAUUAUUUGUAUUUCUUACUUCAUAAUCAAAAAGAUCCUGAAUUAUCUACUUUUUAAAAAAUGAGUGGCCCAAUAUUUUUACUAGUAUAUCUUAUUAAAGUCCAGUGUAAAUGUGACAAGUUUAUGUUUGCAAAUAUGCACACACAGAUACUUAUCAGCGCUGGCAGCUGUUCCCACUGAGUGUAGUUUGGAGUGGAGGGUUGGUGCCUUUGUGAUUUGCUGCUGCCACCCAAUAUACAAAUAUACACAUGACUUGGUUACAAUGGUGGCUGGCACUCAUUGGAACUAGCAAGGCAGAAGGCAGGGAGGUCAACAGUAGGUGGAGCCAGAGCCAAUGGCAACGCGAGUCAACAAAUUCUAGUUUUGUCUCCACUCUCCUCCCUGCCAAGUUCUAGAAGGGCAACACUGAGAAUAAGGAAGAUUAAGCUUAUAGCCAGUGUCACACCCUGGACUGGCUGUAAGGAAGCAGACAGGUGGAGGUCUGGUUGAGGGCAGACAGAGGUAGGUGGGGCAGUGCCCCAUAUGCCCAUAUGAACAAUCCUCCACUGGUUGGUUAUGGGCCAGCUUUAAAGCUCACACCUUCCUUCCAUAUGAGUUGUGUGGAUCCCAGAUGCAGACACCUGCUUACCUCAGGCAGAUUGGUGGCUAUCAUAGGGCCUGAGCAUGAGCCACUGUUCCCAUAGCAGUGACUGUUUGUUCCUUCACAGCUCCAGUAAAAGAAAAGAGGAUGACUUCAAGAGGACAGCAAACCUCUACACCAUAUGUAACAAAGACAGGCCUCACUCUUCUGAAGGAAUGCUGCGGCUUCACCUGCUCGGUCAUGUAGGCUGGGGCUGUUGUCCAUAUUGCCCACCCCACCCACCCCAAAACACAAAAUACAUUCAUGGGCAAGCCCUGCCCUCCCACACCCUGGUCAACUGGAUCCAUUCAACUCAUAGCAGAGUCACAAGCUUGAGGAGCAGGGACAAGGGAUUCUUUUGCAGAUGACAUGGACCUUGCAAGCACAUGUGGAAACUGCUGGGGGCCCAAAGGCAGGGCCGGCAUCCACCCACCUGCCGACCAAAACCAACCCACACAAUCAGGGUGGGCAUCACAAGCAGAGAGCCAGUAUGUGUGCUGCCAAAUGGGAGGGCCAAACCACAGACAAAGAUUUCAGCCUGCUGCCUUUUUCCUACCCUUUAACAGGGCAGACGGGGGGGGGGGGCAGGAGCCCCCAGCCUGGAUACUAUUUGCAGACUGGCUACAGGGUGGUGAACCAGAGAAGGUUUCAUGCAGCAAAAUAUUGUUGCCAAGUGCAUACAAACAGAUGCACACAAGCACACACAUGCAGACACAAACAAUAUGGAAGGACCGAGCCCUUCUGAUAGUUUAAAAGCAAGAAGAAUCAGCAGAACUAAUACAACACUCUCUGCCACCCCCACCCCCCGUCUCUCUCACACACAACCCCGGCCUCUCAGUAAUGUGGAUGUUGCUCCUCUUCAUUCCUUCUCUGAUUAGCAGGUUACAUCGAAACCGCCAUGAAGUUACCUAGCAACUGUGGGGCACUGAGCCUUUCACCGUAUCAUCUCUACGGCCGCUUCCAUGUGCAGAAUGACGGCAAUCUGUUUAAGUUUAUUCUUAAAUUACCGCCCAGCAGCAGUCUCAUUCACAGCGAUCAUCAGCUCUUCAUUCUUCAUUCUGUUCAGCGCAAAGACGGGUGGUUAAUUAAAUGCUGCUUCAAACGGUGUGUGAAAAUGGGUGUAAGGAGUAUGUGCAGAGGAGAGACUACCACGUGUGAAUGCACACAUGUCUUUUUUUGCUGUCAGCUACACCUUCUGGGAAAAUAGGUGCUUGCAUGGUCUUCACAUAGGAUGGUGUGCAGAGAUAUAGACAUGCAUACUUCCCCCAUCCCUAUAAGGGAAAAGACACAUAUUAAGCAGCCCGGAGAGUCCCAGAAAUAAUGGAUUCCUAAACCAUCCCUAGCAGGACAUCCAGUGUCCUCCUUUAAAUGGUUUCUACAGCAGCCCCUACUGUAUAUUCCCAAUAUUUUUUUUGAAAAAAUAAAAAUAAUGAGGAAGCCAUCCAUAAAAAUAUACUUUAUAUCAGUUUGCUACAACUGAACCUUCACCCGCUGCUUCUUGUCGUUUCCCUUAGUUGCAAACUUGCACUCUUCCUCUAUUUUAUGGCAGCCAUUUAUAUAUUUGAAAAGUGCUCUUGUGCCCUCUGCUUCUUGCCUUGAACUCUGCAGCCCUUCCUCUUGAGAUGCCUCAUUCUACCGCCAAUUGGUCAAACUGGAGCACUUUCACACUUCAAAUCUAUGGGGUGGGAUGUAGCUCACUGGUAGAAUAUCUGCUUACUAUGCAGAAGGUCUCAGCUUCAAUUCCUCCAGGCAGGGCUAGGAGAGACUCCUUGACCGAAGCCCUAGAGAGCCACUGCUGGUCAAUGUAGAUACUAAUGAGCUAAGUGGACCAAGAGUCUGACUUGCUAUAAAGCAACAUCCUAUGUACCUAAACAGUCUGCCCAGAGCAUUCUCUUCUCCAGAUCACUUUCCCACAGGUCUCCAGGAAAUUGCCAAGGCAUCCCUGAGAGUUUCAGCCUUCCUCUCUACUGAUCAUGCUUCUGGCACCAAGGCAAGUGGUGAGCACUUCUGUCAGGGGCAGAAAAAGCCAAAAGCUUGGUCUUCCAAGCUGUCAUCUUUAUGACAUCGAAUGCCACUUGUGUUAGAGGGACCAGGCCAUGAAUUGGAAUUGAGGAGGUAUGUGUGGCUGUCAAAUUGAAGUGAAGCCCAGCUGCAGAAUCUCUGUGCAUUCAUGUCUAUGUUUGAAGUGCUGCAGCUAGACAAAGAAGCACAGGGACCUCUGCUGUAGCAUUAUGUCCUCCUUUGAUUUCCUAUUUCCCACCUUGGCAGAAUAGCUUCUGGGGGGUAUCCGGGAUUGUUUCUCACAUGCUUGGAGUUAGGGUGGCCAUGCUUGAGGUGGACCUACUUUUUGCAGGCCUAUCAGAGGGCAGCCCUCUAUUUGAAAGCAUCCUCUAUAUCCGGUGUGGGGGAACCUUCACCUCUCCAGAAUCUGCUGACCUACAACUCCCAUCAGCCCCAACCAGCAUGACCAAUGACCAGAGAUGAUGAGAGCUGCAGUUCAGCAACAUCUAGAAGGCUGUCUGGUCCAAGUCAGGUUUGAAGAUAAAGAACUCCAAGAACAAGAAAUGCCUGGGCAGCAAAAUGGGCACAGGUCAUCUCGCCACAAUCUUCCCUGCUAUGGUGAGAUGUAUUGUAUUUCUAUUUAAAUUACAGUAAUUAUUUCUAAGCUUUCAC
This is a messenger RNA of Podarcis lilfordi (Lilford's wall lizard), 23753 nucleotides long. The record is from the annotation of a GenBank genome assembly. Lineage: Eukaryota; Metazoa; Chordata; Lepidosauria; Squamata; Lacertidae.